CUACGAUAUCAAGCCACCCUGUCCCUAACCCAACCCCUGCCCUAAAACCUAACCAUUAAGAGUCACCUGACGCCCUCAGGACACUCUCUAGGCGAUAUUCCCGAGUGCUGCAGCAUCUGGCUAUGCGAAGUGCUACUGCGCAAGUCUGUUUUGUCGUAAAUUGUUCUCUUCCGGUUUUGUGCUGACGAGGCGUAAGGCAAAGAGUUAGGUGGCGUUGAAUUUUGUGCUCGCUUAGACGUGUCAGAUUUAGCAGACUGAGACUCGGUUGAAUUCACACAGCAAGCAUGGCUCCCAAAAGCAGUAGCAAACAGCAGUCCGAAGAAGACCUGCUUCUGCAGGAUUUCAGCAGGAAUCUCUCCGCCAAAUCAACUGCGCUUUUCUACGGCAAUGCUCUCAUCGUCUCAGCCAUUCCCAUCUGGCUAUUCUGGAGGAUAUGGCACAUGGACCUGGUCCAGUCAGCAGUCCUCUACAGUGUCAUGACUCUUGUGAGCACCUACCUGGUUGCCUUUGCCUACAAAAAUGUCAAAUUUGUCCUUAAACACAAAGUUGCCCAGAAACGAGAAGAUGCCGUUUCUAAGGAAGUCACUCGCAAACUUUCUGAGGCAGAUAACAGGAAGAUGUCUCGCAAGGAGAAGGAUGAAAGAAUCCUGUGGAAGAAAAACGAGGUGGCAGAUUAUGAAGCCACAACCUUCUCCAUCUUCUAUAACAACACGCUGUUCCUGCUCUUGGUGAUCAUCGCUUCAUUCUUUCUGCUGAAGAGCUUCAACCCAACAGUAAAUUACAUCUUGUCCAUCAGUGCUUCCUCUGGACUGAUUGCCCUGCUGUCUACAGGAUCCAAGUAAUUGACUUGAGCAACCAUUCAGAGAAAUACGAUGGCCAAUACAGUUGGGUGGGGUGGAUUUGUGUUUUUUUAUGUCUUCAUCUGAGACUAGGUUUUUGAACAAAAAUUAGACUUGGACUUUAAACUCAAUAUACAGAGCCUUAAACCUCACAAUAAAACAUUAUUAUUUUUUUGACAA
Acipenser ruthenus (sterlet) is the source of this 1019-nucleotide messenger RNA. RefSeq names its product translocon-associated protein subunit gamma-like. The transcript has 5 exons. The record is from RefSeq and is a predicted model, not a curated record. Bases 285 to 842 code for a protein of 185 amino acids. Gene Ontology annotation, biological process: SRP-dependent cotranslational protein targeting to membrane. Lineage: Eukaryota; Metazoa; Chordata; Actinopteri; Acipenseriformes; Acipenseridae. Gene Ontology annotation, cellular component: membrane; endoplasmic reticulum.